UGGAAACAGUUUAUAUAAAUUCAAAUUAUUUUAUUCGCCAAAUUAUUUUUUGUUAAGAAAAAAAACAUUUUAUUCAAAAUUAAAGUUAUAACAUCAAAAUGCCAGCCGAAGAAGUUAAAGAGCAGUACAUUGUUAAAUCAACACGCGAUCCAAUCAAGAUUCCUGAAUUGACCUUGAGUGAAUAUUUAUAUCAGAAAAUUAGUGCCCAAGAUCCCGAACGAAUAGCUUUAAUCGAUUCACAGGAUGGAACAAAAUUAACUUAUGAACAAUUAAAUCGAAAAAUUCAACAAUAUGGUCAAGGAUUUUUGAAUUCAGGAAUCACUAAAACAGAUUCGAUACUUUUUUUCGCUGAUAACAAUCUCGAAUAUUUUUACUCACGAUUUGCACUCAUUUAUUUGGGUGUUGUUUUUGUGCCCGCAAGCCCGGGCGAUGGAGCCUAUGAAUUGGCCAAUAAACUACGUGAUUCAAAUGCAUCCAUUUUAAUCAUUGAUCGUUGUCAUGUGGAGACAGUUUUGUUUCUAGCUCUUGAGAAUGAAAAAUAUGCAUCUGUUAUUAAAAAAUUGAAAAAAAUAAUCAUUUUUGAUUCAGAUGAGAAUAUGGAAAUGAUUCAGAAAUUAAAACAACAUCCAAAAACUCCUGAACAAAUAAUAUCGAUAAAACAAAUUUCCGAAAACCAAAGCGAUCAUUUGGAAAGAAUUCCUUAUUUUGAAACUAGUAAAGACGAUUGUUUGUUUAUUGUAUACACAUCGGGCACAACCGGAUUGCCAAAAGGAGUAAUUCAUACACAUUUUACAAUGGUGUCACUUAUUGAACUAUAUAAGCCAGUCAUUUGCCCUGCAAUUUACUCAUUUUGGUUUCCGAUGGGACAUAUUUCCGGAUCGAUAGUUAGUUGUUACAAUCUAUGCUAUGGAAUGACAUUGGUACUUGAAGCUGAUUAUAAUCUUGAAAAUUUACUCUCUUCAGUGGAAAAAUAUAAGAUUACACAGUUGGUUAUGUCACCAAGUCAUUCGACUGAUUUGGCACGUGAAAAUUUUCAUUUGAAAUACAAUCUUGAAUCAUUACGUAUGAUAUCAUAUGGUGGUUCAAAAGUUCCUCAAGAACAUAUUGACGAAAUUCAACAAAAAUACAAUGUAAUGAUGUUCAAUAUGUAUGGUUCAAGCGAAAUGAUGGGCCCAACUUGCAUGUGCUUUGAUGGCACUGAUCCGCCAGGAACAGUCGGUCGCCCGAUUUCCAAUUGCGAAAUAAAGAUAGUUGAUUUGAAAACAGGUCAAAAUUUGCCGCCAAAUUCGAAUGGUGAACUUUGUUGUCGAGGGCCACAAAGAUUUGUUGGCUAUUUAAAUAAUGAAGAGGCUACUGCCAAAUCAAUUGAUUCUAAUGGCUGGUAUCAUAGUGGUGAUUUAGCCUAUUUUGAUGAGCAAGGUAAUUUAUUUAUCAUGGAUCGAAUCAAAGAGAUGACUAAAUUUCGCUUUUGGAGCGUAUCGCCAAUCGAAGUUGAAGAAUUUUUAUCAGGACAUCCUGCGGUUGAUGCUGUAUGUGUUGUUGGUGUGAAACAUCAAAUAGAAGGACAAUGGUUACGAGCAUAUGUUGAAAUCCGUCCAGGUCAUCAAAUUACCGAACAAGAAUUGAUCAAAUAUGCCAAAGAUAAUUUGGGCUUUCAGAAACAACUUCGAGCUGGUGUUAAAUUUGUCAAACAAUUGGGACGAACAUCGAUCGGUAAAGUUGAUCGUAAACUUUGCCGUAAAUGGAUUGAACAUGAGCUAUUGACCGAUCCGGUUGAAGAUUGAAAAUUAAAGUAAAAUUUUUCGGAUAUUUUUAAAAUUCGAUUAUUAUUAUAUUGUUUAA
Messenger RNA from Dermatophagoides pteronyssinus (European house dust mite), 1842 nucleotides. RefSeq lists its product as uncharacterized. Gene Ontology annotation, molecular function: CoA-ligase activity. The record is from RefSeq and is a predicted model, not a curated record. Lineage: Eukaryota; Metazoa; Arthropoda; Arachnida; Sarcoptiformes; Pyroglyphidae.